AAGCCAGGUUUCUCUCCAGUCUAGGCUCUUGGGCUUCAUGGAGCAGCAACUAAGGCCAUACACCAGCCCGGAGCAGGGGGGGCUGGUUACCUGCAAUGAGCCCUGCUCCUUCUCCAGCAGGUUCCUGUGCCAGAUCCUUCAGCUGAGUUUUGUCAAGUACCUGCUGAAGAUCCUUCAGAAAGCAUCAGUCUGGAUUGGAUUUGUGGUCCCUGUGGAGACCGUUAUCAGCAAAGUCUACCCCACACAGUCUCCCACCAGGCCUGGACGACUUGCCAAGAAGCGCCGGGGGAGGCUAAUGCGCCUCCUCCUCUCCAUUGUCCCCACCAGGAUCCAGAACAUCCUGGGCUACCUGCCAGCAGACUGGGGCCAGAGCAACAUGCCCAAGGAGAUCCUAGAAGCUCUGAUCAACCCAUCUAACAAAGCAAACAAGAGGAAGCGGGAUGAUGUAGCUCUGGAGGAGCAAGAGUCCUGGUUGGUGGUACUGGAGAGGGACCUGCCAGAGGAUGACUCUGAAGACAUCACAUAUGAGCCCUCAGAUGUGGAAACAGAUAGUGAGGAGUACAAGUCCCAGAAUGACACUGAGGCAGACCUGGAACUUGAAGAGCAGGAUGGGAUCACUACGCUGAAGGAGUCAUCAAAUCUCCAGAGCUGCAGUCUAACCAUGCCCCUGUCUCUGCAAGUGAAGGACGUACAACCCGCUGGGGUUAGUGAUACCCUAGAGCUGCUGGCUGCAAGCACAGAGCUGGGAGCAGAGGAUCCAGCUGGGUCCAGCAGUGGGGAAGAUGUUCCAGAUGUCGAUAGUGGUGCUGGUGAUGCCCAGAAGCCACAAGCUGAUGUGAGCAGUGGGGAUGGCAGUGAGCAGGAGGCUGAUGCAGACUGUGAUGACAGCAGCAGUUUGUCACAGUAUGGGGAUAAGCAGAAACCCUGACCCAUGGACCUGGACCUCUGCUGUGGCUGCAAAGCGCCUGGUUCUCUGGGGCAGCUGUGUCCUCAAGUAACAUGUCCAGUUAAAUGCUAUGUUGAUAUCUUUUGAACUUCAUAAUAAAAUUACCCUAUUUUUUCAUGUGAA
Molecule: messenger RNA, 1069 nt
Organism: Gymnogyps californianus (California condor)
Lineage: Eukaryota; Metazoa; Chordata; Aves; Accipitriformes; Cathartidae
Exons: 7
Coding region: 38-928 (296 amino acids)
Source: RefSeq, a predicted model, not a curated record